AUGGGUAAGACCAACAAGACUGAUAUGGUUAAUCCGGAUCGUUACCUAACGAGGGCAAAGGUGGCUCGUAAUAAGGCGGCGAGGGAGAUUUCCCUGAAGAAAGCAAAGAAACUACGGGACUAUAUCGCUGAGGAUGAGGACAAGUAUUGGGAUAUAGUGUGGAAAUACGAUGGGUUCGAUGUGGAACAUGUAAAGGAACCUUGCCAUUGCCUUCGUGCAAUGCAAGUUAUCAAGUGUAAACCCAAUGAGGAUUGUCCCCUUGAAGUCACCCUUUAUGCUAAGAUGGGUCUUCAUCGUUACAAUAUGAUUCAGGGGACGGACUUGAAGCUUGAUCGCAUUCAGAAAUAUAACAAACACCUUCACGUUCUGCCUUCCACGUAUUACAUAACUUUGGUUGCAUGGAAUCCGGCGACAGGGACGCGUGUCCCUUUUCAGACCAGUAUUCACGAAAUAAAGUGGAACGUGUUGGAUGUCCAGUGUCGUAUUGCUAGACUCAAAGAAAAGAGAGGGACCAAAGCCAAAGUUGAAAAGACACCUGGGUUCUACCAUGUUGUUGUGCCUAAAUGGCCGGAAGAUGAUGUCUUGGCUGAUCAAAACCGGUUUUACGUGGUGCCGGAAUCUGAGUGGCAAGAAAAUGACUGGAUCAUUCUGUAUUUGCAACUUGCCUUUGUCACAACCAAUCGCUAUUCUAACAAUCUCAAGCUGUCGGAUUUGAAGAUUGUGGAGGUCAUGGUAGAAACUAAGGAAAACGUGGAGCCGCCGAGUGAGAGGCUCAAAGGGUUUAAAGAUGCAGUUUUAUACAUCAAAUACGAUCAGGACUUGGGAGAGGGUCAGGUUAGUAAGCGCCGAGCUAUCAUUACAAGAGACGUGGAUUCCAGAAGUGGACACAUGAGUCUCAUUGGCAAGAUCGAAGACCCUGAGCAGCAUGAAGCUUCUAUUUAA
Microthlaspi erraticum is the source of this 942-nucleotide messenger RNA. NCBI's taxonomy places the organism in Eukaryota, Viridiplantae, Streptophyta, Magnoliopsida, Brassicales, Brassicaceae. The record is from the annotation of a GenBank genome assembly.